UCCCUCUGAUAAUUGUCAAUACGUAAGAGUAACAGAAUGAAACACUUAGUUUUGGUGUUGGCGUUUGCAGUAGGGUGUACAAUAUUGCAAAAUGUGCAGGCCAAACAAUUUACCGAAUGUGAAUUAGCCCGGCUACUGCAUCGGACCUACGGUUUCGAUAGAUCUAAAACGAAUAAUUUUGUCUGUCUGGCUGCCGCUGAAAGUUCUUUGAACACGUCCAAAACGCAUAAAAACCGAAAUGGUUCAACCGAUUACGGUUUGUUUCAAAUCAACAACAUGUACUGGUGCACCACUCCUGGAUACGUUUCGCGUAGUGACGAUUGCAGAACUGCUUGUUCCGAAUUUCUUAAGAAUGAUAUUUCGAAAGCGGUAGCCUGUGCCAAAAAAGUACUUGCUCGACAUGGGUAUACGGCUUGGGAAGGUUGGAAGGCCAAGUGUCGCAGUGGAGUGAAAGAUCUGUCAUCAUGCAUGUAAAUACACGAAACCUUGGCGUACAAUUUUGGAGAAAAAGAAUAUGACAUGUGAUUCGAUGAAACUAAAUCGAUUGAAAUAAAUCUUCUGCAAUUAUAAAAAA
This is a messenger RNA of Wyeomyia smithii (pitcher-plant mosquito), 574 nucleotides long. RefSeq names its product lysozyme-like. The coding region runs from base 37 to 474 and encodes 145 amino acids. The transcript has 2 exons. Lineage: Eukaryota; Metazoa; Arthropoda; Insecta; Diptera; Culicidae. The record is from RefSeq and is a predicted model, not a curated record. Gene Ontology annotation, molecular function: lysozyme activity.